UGAAUAAAGUUGUCUGUGUACCUCGUCUUACUACAGGGAAGUUAAGUGAAGGACAGGCUGCUAAAAUGACAGGCGGCAUAGGCGACAGUUCAGGCAAGGUCCUGACCCUCGAUGAUCUCAUCGAGGCGAUGGACAAGCGGGAGAGAACGCCGAGGAGUGUCCCCAAAUUCGACACCUUCCACUUCAAUGGGGAACGGGUCUCUGAAUGGCUGGACCUAGUGGAGCAAGCCUUGGUGGGAGUACCAGACGAGACGAAAUUCAAACGCAUCCUGCAGUAUGUGCUCCAUAAGCACCAUCCGGAAGUACAGAAGGUGGUCGACGACGCCAACGGCGACUGGGCUAAAUUUAAGGAAGGAAUGCAGCGAAAGUAUAGGUUGGGGGAUGGCCUACUGACUAUGGCGGACCUAGAGGCAAUGAAUAGGGACGGCUUCACCACCAUUGGGGCAUUCCUGCAAGAAUUCAAAAAGAAGGCGAGAAAGGUAUAUGGGAUAUCAGAGGAGGCGCAUUGCGCCGUCUUCCUGGGACUGCUCACCGCAUCUGAGACAGUUGAGCUAACAAGCCAUGGGGGAGGAAAUGCCAAACUUACCUGGGCCACCAUUGACAGAGGGGUGGAGGUUGGAGGCCUCGACCAGGUCGAGCAGCACCAGGUGAGGCUGCAGAGGCAGAAACGGAAGGACAGGGAUGUGGCUGGGUUGCCAGGAGUAAAGAAGAUCAUAACCGACAUACUAGCAGGGCCAGACCCGGUGAUACAGCGGAAGGUGACGGCGGCGGUCCAGAAAAAAGGCAAGGGGGCCGUGGUAGAGGAGGCUACCCAGGAGGGAUGGGAAGAGGAGGAGCUGGUACCUCCACACCUUACGAAGGCGCAGCGUAACCAGCGCAAUCUAGCACAAGGCGGACAAGGGUCAGGAAAGGGCCAUGCGCCUCAAGUAGUGGUAGCGACAUCUCCGAGCUCGUCCGGGCCGUCAAGUAGUGCGGGCCCGUCGCAAGCACCAGUGCCACCAUUUGGGCACUGGCUGUGGCCCCUAGUUAAUACCUAUGUACCCUGGGGUGGCCCAACGCCGUCUGGACAGGUAAUACCCUAUGUUAGGCCCCAGACAACAUGCGGGAAUUACGAAGUGAUUACCUGCCGGAACACUGGGCCAAGGAGCCUCAGGAACAGGCCCAACCCUGGCUCAUUCACGAUCGAGGAGUCAGAAGACGCGCAUCGGAGGCUUAUGGCAGAGCCCGAGGAGGAAGUAGAAGGUGAAGCCUUCUCGCUCAGCCUGUCGGAUGUGGGAAAGGCCAUGGAUAUAGUGACCACGCACGAGAUGGCCGAUCCGGAUGCCAUUCAGGCGUUGAGGGAGCAGGUUUUGGAGUAUCCCCAUGUGCGGGAUAUGGAGCUGGUCUAUCGGCUUCCUGAGGGGAGAAUGGAUCCGGCACAAUUAAGGAAGCUGGUCCGGCAGGAUCAGGAGUGGACCUGGGGUGAGGAUCAGGAAGAGGCGGUGGCCAACAUGAAGGAGGAGUUUCGGGAAGGAGGGUUGGUAGUGCAAGCGCCUGAUUAUGACACUACGGAGACGAGACCAUUCAUUGUGGAGACCGAUGCAGGACCGACGGCCUUGGGUGGAGUUCUAAUCCAAGUAGACGUCAAGGGGAAGGAGAGGCCGUUGCGCUUUGAGAGUCGCACGCUAUGUACGAGGUUCAUCUUGAGGGUAGACCCAACGGCCCUGGCUUUCUCCCUCAGGAAUUAUGUUUCGUCCGAUCCAACAGUUGCCAGGUGGUUGACAUACAUCUGGAUGUUCAACUUCGUGUUGGAACGGAUCCCAGGGAACAAGAACAGGGCAGAUGGGCUAAGUCGCAUCAACUGGGAUAGGCAGGACGGGGAAGCUGUAGAGGAUACGCUCCCUGUUGAUGGCUUUCUAGACCAGGACGAGGACAUCCGCCGCCACAUCAAUAAGUGGUCCCCACGAGUCCCCAGCUGCGUUGGCCAUCCUAUCUGGCACGCGCCUAAGGGGUAUGAGCGGAAAGCUGAGUUGGUGCUCAAGCCUUUCGAAGAGGAGGAUCCCUGGGGUGGUAAGGACGUCCAAUGGAUGACCAAGUUGGCACUCGCAGGUAGCCCUUGUAUGGUGGAUGAGGUACUGACGAUAGAGGAGGGUCCGGAUAAGGUAAAACAUCACGAGGAAUUAAUGGGAGGGAUGUACCUCCUCGUCAAUGCGCUUCUGCAGGAGUCCCUUGAUCUGGAAAGCUCACUAAAUCCGGCCGAAGGAAGAGAUACUGUGUUGGAGAGCCAGGAUGACGAGUUCGAAGAGGGAGAGAUCAAGGAGGCAUUCCGCGCAGAGGAGUAUGAUGGGAUUUACCUAGAGCUGGGACUUCUCUUAUCCUGCGAGAUGCGUGAUAGAGACGCAAGCCAUAGGGCGCAGAUGAUGAGGGAUCACUACCUAGUAAGGGACGGUCAUCUCUUCGUAAGAAGGGAGGUAGGAAACCCCAGGCGGGUGGUAUGUGGUCGCAACCGUCAGAUUGACGUCAUAGCGGUGCUUCACGAUGGCAUUGCAGGCGGACACCAGGGAAUUACUGCCACGAAGCUAGACAAGAGGUGGUUAGGUCCCUAUCGGAUCGUGCGAUGUAGAGAGUUUGGUGCAUACCAGAUCGAGGAGCUGAAUGGAGCAAAGUGGAAAGACUGGGUGUCAGGGACGAGGUUCAAGAAGUUUGUGGCCAGAGAAGAGAUGGAGGAACUGCGAACGUCGCCUGUGGGGCCUGAUGGCAGACCUAUUCGGCUAGAGAUUGGGAAUGCAGAGGAGUUCAUCCCAGCAUUCGAGCAAUUCAUGCAGAACCAGGGAAUACUGCGAAGCGAGUGGAUGACGACAUUACCCCUGUGGACCCGAAAGGCGGAAAGACAUUUGGCCAAACAGAUCAGGGACAUGACCCGAGAUUGGGAUGGUUGUAGAGCGCACUUGAGGGUGGCAUUCCGGCAGCCAGAACCACCUCAGCCUAGAGUCGAAAGGCGUCUCAGGAGCGGCAGGCAGAGGGAACCUGAGCCUGCUGAGGACCGAACCUCGCGGAGAGGACGGAAGGCGCUUGCUAGGCAAGAAAAGGAGGGCGUGCCUGAGGCAGAACGAAAGGAGGAGCACCCCGAGGGUGGACUGGGGCCAGUAGAGUUUCACCGCUAUAUUGGAGGAGGACUGGGGGAACCGCCUCAGCAUAUACAGGAUGAGAUACCGAUCGUUGAAGGGUCAUUGCAAGAGUUAGAGGCACACCUGGAUGCUGCCCAGUGGAGAGAGCCGCCGAUGAGUGAGGGGCGCAUUGAGGCCAUCACGGAAGUACCACAAGAGAACGUUCCAAACCCUAAACAAGAGGAGGGGCCGAGUGCUACAAAAGACCGGAUUGGGGAUGAGAUCAUAGAAGUUGAGGAAGACACUCCCCCUCAGGGACCAGCCGUGGGGCUGAGGCUCGGUAGUCCACUCGAGAGCCCGCCAGAUACGAGGAAGAAAGUACAAAGGGAGGAAGUCUCGAUCUCGGUGCCGGAGACAGCCCUAUCGCCGACAGGAAUGGAGGCAAGUGAGGCGGAGGGGGCCAGUCUGAGAAGGGAGGCAGACAGUCUGAUUGAUAGCCAUCUGGCCACCCACGCUCUGGAGCAGCCUAGCCUGGAAGAGGUCAUACCUGUGGAGUCACCCUGGGAACCAGGUCAGACCGAGAGAGAGGUGGAAACGGGGGUCCCAGGGGAAGUAGAACAACGCACGGUAGAGGAAGUACCAGCGAAAGAAACGGCUGAGGAGAAGCGGGCUAGAGUGGCAAGGCGCUGGGAGGAAAUCCGGCAGGAGGGGCAAAGAUUGGAAGCAGCAGGGGUACUCCCAAGUCCGCCACCGCCUUGCAAACCGUAUGGGCUCCGGGAGAUGUGGGGAGAGUUUCUUGCCCGCCAUGGCGAAGGGCUGACGGCCCCAGGCAAGGCAGAGGCCGAAACCUCACGGAAAGCUGAUGAGUAUUUGGAUAUGAGGAUUCGAUCCGUAUUCAAGGCCUCCUUCGACAGGCCUGGAGGGCAGAGUCAGCCAAGACAUGGGGUAUCAGAGCAACCAGCUGUGGAUGAGCCUCAGCAAGAGGCACCUAUGGGAAGAGUCAUUUUGGAGCCUGAGGAGGCAGAGGCCAAGAGGAAGGCUGAGAGGGAAGCCUUCGAAUUCAGAGCCCCUACGGAACUUGCGGUGCUACCCACGAUAGCUGCAGACCCUGCCAUGCCACCGUUACUUGAGGAGAGACUGCCCUCGGCCAGUGAUGAGCCUUCCCAAGGCUCGACAGGAGGAUCCUUGGACGUGCUACUGGAAGCAGUCCACUCUAUGCAAGAGGAUGCUGGCUUGUUUUCACCAGAGUCCAAGUUGGAAGAGUCCCUCGAGAGCGAGAUGGGAGGUGCAAUGGAGGGCAUCAUCGCAGGUAGGCCCCAGAGGUUGGAUACUCCUGACUAUGAGCCAGAGGGAGCAAGGGCGCAACCAGGGCCCAGUCCGCGAGAGUCGGAGUCAGGAUCUGAGAAACCCAGAGAUGUGCCUCAGUGCCAUGAGUUGGACGGAGGGGCCAUGGAAACCCCAUCGCCAGCAGGGGCCCAUCGGAAGAAGAAAAAACCUAGGACGUUUUUUGACUCGGCCUGCUUGUAUUGUACGGAGGAAGAGCACAGGGCAUUGCAGUGCCUCAAAUUCCUAAAGGACCAGGCAGACGGGAAGGUCUCGGAGUAUGAUGGGAAAAUGUAUGAUAGGCAGGGUAGGGUGGUGGAACGAGCUGUAGAUGGGGGUAGAGCUCAGUUGUAUAGGCAGAACCAGGAGGAGAUGAGUGAGCAGGGUCUGGUUCACCUGAAUAAAAACAGGGUAUUUCUUUAAUGAUUUUGCUAUUACUUAGGCAGGAUGGACACCUACGACGUUGAGUGUGCAGAUGGGACCUACGACAUGGGAUGUC
Molecule: messenger RNA, 4908 nt
Organism: Chara braunii
Lineage: Eukaryota; Viridiplantae; Streptophyta; Charophyceae; Charales; Characeae
Source: the annotation of a GenBank genome assembly